GGGAUUGACUAGUAUUAUUGUAUUCUUCACUAAUUCUAGUUAGUAAAGAGUGGCCAGAGGUGUGCGGCGUCAAGGCGAGCGCCCAGUAUAUAACCGCGCCGCGCGCCGUCCGUUGCAUCACUCGCCGCUCGCUCCUCCCACACAACAUGAACACCGCCAUCGUCAUCCUCGCCCUGGUGGCGUGUGCCUGCGCCGCCGACAGCAGCGAGAAGCGCGACAAGAGAGGCUUCAGCAGCGGCUGGAGCUCCGGCGGACUCGGCGGAUACGGCGGAUACAGCGGACUCGGCGGAUACGGCGGACUCGGCGGAUACGGCGGCGGCUACUCCGCGCCCGCCGCGCGCCUCGUCACCGUCAACAAGGUGGUGAACACGCAGCGCGUCGUGGACGUGCCGCAGGUGGUCAACGUGCGCAAGGUGGUCUCCGUGCCGCAGGUGGUGUCCGUCAACAAGCUGGUGGCGGCGCCCAGCGGCGGGUACUCCGCAGGCCUGGGCUACUCCGGGGGAUACUCCGGCGGCUACUCCGGCGGCUACUCCGGCUACUCAGGCUCCUCCGGCCACGGCUACUCCGGCGCUGGCUACUCCAACGCCGGCUGGUGGUGACGUCACACACUCUAGUCACUCCCGCCCUACUCCUACUCUUAGUUUAGUUUCCGACCUCCCAACUGUAAUAUAAUGUACAUACUGCUUUAUUUAUUGUUAAAUAAAAACUAUAUUUUCUGACAAA
Molecule: messenger RNA, 723 nt
Organism: Bicyclus anynana (squinting bush brown)
Lineage: Eukaryota; Metazoa; Arthropoda; Insecta; Lepidoptera; Nymphalidae
Product: chorion class B protein B.L1-like
Exons: 2
Coding region: 147-599 (150 amino acids)
Source: RefSeq, a predicted model, not a curated record